Messenger RNA from Glycine soja, 1334 nucleotides. RefSeq names its product probable 2-oxoglutarate-dependent dioxygenase At5g05600. The coding region runs from base 87 to 1148 and encodes 353 amino acids. NCBI's taxonomy places the organism in Eukaryota, Viridiplantae, Streptophyta, Magnoliopsida, Fabales, Fabaceae. The record is from RefSeq and is a predicted model, not a curated record. The transcript has 3 exons. Gene Ontology annotation, molecular function: dioxygenase activity.
CACAUAUUAACUAAUGAACACGUAAGUGAUGAAGUUUAUCCCUAUGCAAUACACUAGUGUGCUCACUGAAUCACCAAUCACCAGCCAUGGAAAAGGUUGACCAAGCUUUCAUCCAAUACCCACAACACAGGCCAAAUCUCACUAUCAUCCAACCUGAACACAUUCCCAUAAUAGACCUCUCUCCAAUAACCAACCACACAGUUUCACAUCCAUCUCCCAUUGAAGGCUUGGUGAAGGAGAUAGGAAAUGCAUGCAAAGAGUGGGGAUUCUUCCAAGUUAUCAACCAUGGGGUGUCCCUCACUCUAAGGCAAAACAUUGAGAAAGCCUCAAAAUUGUUCUUUGCUCAGAGUUUAGAAGAGAAGAGGAAGGUUAGCAGAGAUGAGAGUUCUCCCAUGGGUUAUUAUGACACAGAGCACACAAAAAACAUUAGGGACUGGAAAGAAGUGUUUGAUUUUCUAGCCAAAGACCCUACUUUUGUUCCUCUCACUUCGGAUGAACAUGAUAAUCGUCUCACUCAAUGGACUAAUCCAUCCCCUCAAUACCCUCCACACUUCAGGGAUAUAAUUAAAGAGUAUGUUGAAGAGAUGGAAAAGCUGUCCUUUAAGUUGAUGGAGCUUAUAGCUUUGAAUUUAGGCCUUGAGGCAAAGAGGUUUGAGGAAUUUUUCAUCAAAGAUCAGACUAGCUUUCUUAGACUCAACUACUAUCCUCCAUGCCCUUACCCUCACCUUGCCCUUGGUGUUGGUCGACAUAAGGACUCUGGUCCCUUAACCAUUCUUGCACAAGAUGAAGUUGGAGGACUUGAAGUGAGACCUAAAGCAGAUCAAGACUGGAUAAGAGUGAAACCUAUUCCAAAUGCUUAUAUUAUCAACCUUGGUGAUAUGAUUCAGGUUUGGAGCAAUGAUGCCUAUGAGAGUGUGGAACACAGAGUGGUGGUCAACUCUGAGAAAGCAAGGUUUUCCAUUCCAUUCUUCCUCUUCCCUGCACAUGACACUGUAGUCAAGCCUUUGGAGGAGCUAAUAAAUGAGCAAAACCCUUCAAAAUUUAGGCCAUACAAAUGGGGCAAGUUUCUUGUCCACAGACUGGAUAGCAAUUUCAAGAAACAAAAUGCGGAGAAUGUUCAAACUUAUCAUUAUAAGAUAAGAGAGUAGUAUAUUAGCAACACCAUUUAGCUUAUGCUUACAAAUUACAUUGGUAUGUAGCAGCGUUGAUCCAAGACAACAUUACUGAUGCAAAUGACUGAAAUCUAAUUUGCUGCUAAAUUUCCUGGUGUGCAUUAUGUAUGCAAGGAUCACUGAAUAAAAGAGCUAAAGUACCAUUUAUCAUGUUUAUCUCAA